Messenger RNA from Neohortaea acidophila, 2482 nucleotides. RefSeq names its product adaptin N terminal region-domain-containing protein. The coding region runs from base 258 to 2390 and encodes 710 amino acids. The record is from RefSeq and is a predicted model, not a curated record. Gene Ontology annotation, cellular component: membrane coat. Gene Ontology annotation, biological process: intracellular protein transport; vesicle-mediated transport. Gene Ontology annotation, molecular function: clathrin binding. Lineage: Eukaryota; Fungi; Ascomycota; Dothideomycetes; Mycosphaerellales; Teratosphaeriaceae. The transcript is spliced from 5 exons.
AGCGAGUGAGACGCUCACAAGCUCCAGAACUUAGCCGCUCGGGCUCCGACACUCUUACACCUCCUCCUAUUUGCUUGUCCGCGCAAUCUGCCUCCUCCCUGUCGUCAAGCACCAUCGGCCUCCCGGAUCCAGGCGACCCCGCAUCGAUACCUGAGACUGGAAGCGUCGCUCCCUCCUCACAUUGCAUUGGCGGGCAGCGGAGCGUAGCACGGGAGAGCGGCGCCGCAGCCUGCAUGCGCGGGUGAAGGUCGGACAACAUGAGCUUCGCAAAGGGAAGCAAUGAGGAUGCGAAGCUCUUUGCUAGGGGCAAAGUGGCGGAGCUGCGCCAGGAACUCAAUGCCGCGGGCGGCAAGAAAGACAAGGGAUUCUUGAACAAGAAGAUUGCCCUCAAGAAGAUCGUGGCCAAUAUGACGAUGAGCAACAACGAUAUGCUGGCUUUGUUCCCCGAUGUCGUGGGCGUAAUGCAGUUGCCCAGCCUGGAGAUCAAGAAGAUGUGCUAUCUAUUCCUCGUCAACUAUGCCCGCAUGAAACCUGAGAUUGCUCUCAAGGCUCUCCCAAUUCUCUUGGCGGACCUCGAAGACUCCAAUCCUCUCAUGCGCGCCCUAGCCCUUCGAACCAUCUCCUACAUUCACGUUCGCCAAUUCGUCGAGUCGACUCUGCAACCACUCAAAGGCUUGUUAAAAGACAACGAUCCCUAUGUUCGCAAGACUGCGGCAUUCUGUGUCGCCAAACUCUAUGAUCAUGACCGCGCGCUGGUGGAGGGGAGCGACUUGAUUGAUCGCUUGAAUAUGAUGCUCCGCGACGAGAACCCUACCGUCGUCACCUCUUCAUUGGCAGCUCUCAUGGACAUCUGGGAGCGGAGUGAGACAAUCAAAUUCUCCAUCGAUUAUGGCAAUGCGAGCAAGAUUGUCCAGAUUCUUCCAGACUGCUCCGAAUGGGGACAAACGUACAUCCUUGAAGCUCUCACAUCAUACGUCCCUCAGGACACCAGUGAAGCUGCUCUUCUCGCUGAACGGAUUACACCUCGACUGUCACACACCAACUCGGCCGUUGUCUUGACCUGCAUUCGAGUCAUUCUCUACCUAAUGAACUACAUCGAAUCCGAAAGGACCAUCUCCGCCCUGUGCGCCAAACUCAGCCCUCCCCUGGUCACGCUCCUCAGCAAAGGCCCGGAAAUUCAGUACCUCGCCCUCCGAAAUGCUCUACUGAUCCUGCAGCGAAGGCCGGAAGUCCUUAGGAACGACAUCCGCGUCUUCUUCUGCAAGUACAACGAUCCCAUUUACGUGAAGGUGACGAAGCUGGAGCUCAUCUUCAUGCUGGCCACCGAAAAGAACAUCAAGGAGGUUCUGACAGAACUGAGAGAGUACGCGACCGAGAUCGAUGUGCACUUUGUGCGAAAAUCGGUCCGCGCCAUUGGCAAGCUGGCCAUCAAGAUCGAGCCGGCCGCCAGGCUCUGCAUUACCACACUUCUGGAGCUGGUAGCGACGAAAGUCAGCUAUAUCGUGCAGGAGGCGACGGUGGUAAUCAAGAACAUCUUCCGCAAGUACCCCAACCAGUACGAAUCCAUCAUUUCGACGCUGUGCGAGAAUCUGGACUCGCUGGACGAACCAGAAGCGAAGGCAGCGAUGAUCUGGGUUAUUGGGCAAUAUGCCGAUCGGAUAGACAAUUCAGAGGUCCUGCUCGAGGACUUCUUGGACAGCUGGACGGAUGAGCCGCAUGAGGUCCAACUUGCACUGCUGACCGCUACGGUGAAGCUGUUCAUUCAACGCCCGACAAAGGCUCAGGACUUGGUUCCGAAAGUGCUUAAAUGGGCUACGGAGGAGACCGACAACCCCGAUUUGCGCGACAGAGGGUAUAUGUACUGGCGGCUGCUCUCUUCGAACCCCGCCGCUGCGAGAUCUAUUGUGAUGGGCGAGAAGCCGCCGAUUACGGCCGAGAGCGAAAAGCUGGACCCCAUCACGCUCGAAGAGAUGUGUCUCGUUGUGGGAACACUGGCCACCGUGUACCUGAAACCGGUUCACAUGGUCUUCCGAUCGACACGAGUCCGACGACUCCAAGACUCACCAGCGCUGCAAAAGACUAAGCUGCCUUCGUACCUAGCCGCGCAGCAGGCCAAGCUUCUUACGGACACCAACGGCGGCGCUGUGCAAGCCAACGGCCAUGCACCAGCUGCCGGUGCCAACGGCGAUGUGCUGGAUGAGGCGGACGCGUACUUUGCUUCUAUUGGAACGCAGCCGCUUCAAAUGUCUUCGAAUGGAGAUUUCGAGAGCAGUCUCACCACUGCGGGCGGGAUGGAGCAGACGUACGUGGUGAAUCAAGGGCAGGGCUUAGGCCAAGCGCCGCCUAUGAUGCAUGCUUCGCAUGGCGACGGAGACUUGUUGGGAUUGUAGCGUUCCGAUUAGUUUGGUUGUAGUCAUGAAGAUACCCCAUUCUCAUUGCAGCUCGGGGAAUAAAACUCACCGCGGAAAGGUCAAAAGUCGUG